GAGAAAAACCAUAAAAAUGGGCAUAUUUUGACCAAUUUUGGUCUGAAUUGUGAAAAUGAGAAUUUUGCACCCACUUGAGAAGAAAUCCUGUGGAGAUCACUAGAAUGACAUAAAUUACAUAGAAAUCACAACUGUAUAUUAGAUGACAAAAAUAGUUGUAGAGUGCUGAUACUGAUUUAAUCUGACAGACAGCUUAACUUUAAUACAUCUUCCUUUCUACUUUCAGAUGAAAUACUUAUAGUAAACAAAGUGGGUAACCAAUUGGUAUAUAAGUGUGCAAUGUGUCCCAGUGAAUUCCGCACAAUGCUGAAUCUGAAAAUCCAUUGUAGAGAUGUGCAUCAAAUUGAACUGUUUCAGUGUAAACUAUGUGGAUAUCACAAUAAGGCAUUUGGAAGAUAUACAAAUCAUUACAUAAGAAACCAUACAGAUUUAGACUGGCAGAAAAUGCAGUAUGGGUCAGAAAAGCAUGAUUGUAUGUAUUGCGGGAGAUCCUUCGGAAAACCUUAUCUUUUGAAACAGCACGUCACAAAGAGUCAUUUAAAAGAGGCUGCUUACAAAUGUGGAACAUGUCAGAAGAGUUUUGUGUAUAAUCAAACAUAUCGUCAGCAUUUUGUUAAUAACUCAAAGUGUGAAAGUAGCUGUCCUAGGGAUUUCAAAGGUACCGUAUGUGAUAUAUGCGGUUAUAUGUGUGCAAAUCAGUCCUCCCUUAAACACCAUAUCAAAAGGAAGCAUAGCAUGGUGAAAAGCGAGUGUGCAACAUGCCAUAAAACAUAUCCUUCUGAGGCUGCUUUGAUUGACCAUGUUGUAAGAUGUCACAACAAAACUCACAUUUGCACAUAUUGUGGAAUAGGAUUUGGUUGGCUAAGAGGGUUAAAGGAGCAUAUUAGAAUACAUACAGGUGAAAAACCUUAUAGAUGUGAAUUUUGUGAUGUGUCAUUUGCGCAGAGUGGUAGUUUGUGUAAACAUAAACAAUCUAAAGGACACAUUGAGAAAUGUGGCAAGACAAUUCCAGGAAAUAUAGUAAUGGUAGAAAAUGUGACAAAUAGUGAUUAUCAAACAACACAAGAGAAUUAUUAAUAACAUUAAAAGUAUUAAUGUUUAUGACCUGUAGUUUAUUGUCUUCACUUGUUCUUAAUGUUUCACAAGACCACCAUUUGAAUUUUAGUAAAUGAAUAUAUUUUUAUAAUUGUAAUAACAUAGUUCAGUUUGUAUUUAAUUAUUUUUUGCACAUUUAUAAUUAUAAAUCAAAACCAUAAAUCUAGUCUUCAGUUUUCAUUGAAUAAAAUAUGUAAUGGAUAAACAUUGAAUCUUAGAGAUGGAAAAAUAAUGGCCAAGGGGCAAACCAUGACCAUGAUUACCACUAUGAUAUACUGAACUCUACUGAAGUGACUUCAUGAUUCAAAUAGACAAUAAAAUAAAUUGAAAACAUGAAGCCUGGCAAUAAGAAGUGAUCAGUAAAUCAGGUGAUCAGUAGCCAUUGCAGAAAUACUUCUCAUCAGUUUUUUCAUAAUUCACCAUUUCACUCAUUUGUUUUUAUGGUUGAUACAAUAUACAAAGAUAAAUGAAAUGCACAAUUUGCACAAACAGAACGUAUUCAAUAAGGGCUUUGCUAAUAUAGCGUAUUAUACCCUUUGAAUUCUGGUUUUUAAUGAGAUUAGGAAGUUAACAUACUAGUAUUACGUUUUGUUAUAUUUCAUAAUAUAAAUAAUAUCAGAUUAUUUUGAGUGAUAUCAUUUUUAUUGACGAGCUGAUAUCAAAUGUAAACAUGAGUGAGUGAAGCAAAUGAGUGUUGAUAUCUAUGAAAUGUAUGAUUUACUAAAUACUAGCCCGGCCAAUGUUACUACUUCAGUCACCUAUAUCAUCAUGAUAAACCAUGACAUCUCAUUUCUUCUCAGCCCAGGUGAAACAGAAAGAUGCUAUGAGUAUCAGAAUUCACCUAUUUAGUAAUUCUUUUAUUUAUAUGUGCAAAACAAUGCAUGUAGCUCAGUCUUGGAAGAAUGGAUAGUCUAUGGUACACUUUGAAAAUGAAGCUGAUUGAUUUCUAUGGAGUUGACUUCUAUUAUCAGUAUUUAAAAGGUCCAAAAUCCAAUAUAGUGAUGCACUACUAUACAUGGUGCAAAAAUCAAGGAAUCUCCCAGAUUUGCCCCAGGGUGAUAGCGCCCACACCAGUACUCUCCCCAG
This is a messenger RNA of Owenia fusiformis, 2181 nucleotides long. The record is from the annotation of a GenBank genome assembly. Lineage: Eukaryota; Metazoa; Annelida; Polychaeta; Sabellida; Oweniidae.